AUGACGUUAGAGCAAGUGGAGGCUAACCAAGCUACCAUGAGGUCAGACAUCAAUACGAUCCAAGAGAAAAUGGAUCAGCUGCUGGAAACAAUGCUCGCCAUCGCCCAGAGAGAGAGGGUUGCGGAUGCAGAAGAUGAGGCUAGAAGGAAUGAUAACCCAUCAAGUUUGGUCCACCCAGAUGAGGGCUAUGUCCAUGCCAAGAAGAGUCUGGUUCACAUACCAAUAGGAAGCAAAGGAGAGGGGGAUCGUGCAGAGCCUUCUGAGGCGCCUGCUCAUUAUGGGUCCGAAAUAGGCGAUGACCCAUACGAAGCUUUCUAUGUGCCUGAUCAUCCGAAGCCUAAGACACUUCCAGACCCAUCUGCAGAUAGGCUUCGUGCCUUGGAAAAGAAGGUCAAGGCUAUCGAAGGGAAUAAUAUCUUCGGUGCCUCCAACAUGAACAUGCGCUUGGUAUCAAAUUUGGUCAUUCCGGCUAAAUUUAAAACUCCUGAUUUCGAAAAAUACCAAGGCCAGACUUGCCCAAGAAGUCACCUAGUGAUGUACUUCAGGAAAAUGGCUGCUCAUACCGAAAAUGACAAACUGCUUAUACACUGUUUCCAAGAUAGUUUGAGUGGAGCAUCUCUGAGAUGGUAUAUGAGUUUAGAGCAAGGGCGGAUUCAAAGCUGGGAAGAUUUGGCUGAUGCAUUUCUCCGUCAGUACAAGUAUAAUUUGGAUAUGGCACCUGACCGAAUGCAGUUGCAAGGCAUGGCAAUGAAAGAAAAUGAAUUGGUGAGUAGUGCGGCAUCCGAUUUUGCGCAUCUGGUCACAAUCGGAGAUCGUAUAGAAAAGGGUCUGAGGGAUGGAAAGAUUUCAGGAGCCGUGGCCACCUCUAGCGCACCGAAAAAGUAUUCUGGAGGCUUUCAGAAGAAAAAAGAAGGUGAAACGAAUGCUGUAUCUAGAGGCUAUAAGGGGAAGCAACAGGCUUCAUAUGGCCAAGUCGCUGCCGUGGUACCCAUACCUUAUCAACAACCCAUACAACAACAACCAAUGUAUCAACCACAACAUCAACAACCUCGUCGACAACAGAACACAGCACCACCAAGACAAUUCAAGCCAAAGCCUCCAAGAAGGCAACUUGACCCUCUACCAGUACCUUACAGCCAAAUAUUCCCAUAUUUGCAAAAGGAGGGUCUUCUGACAUUGAGGGAGCUGAAACCGGCUGUUCUUCCAUAUCCACCAGGAUAUGAUGCUAACGCACAUUGUGAAUUUCACAUGGGAGCGCCCGGCCAUACCCUGGAGAAUUGUUUUGCAUUCCAAAAUAGGGUACAAGACCUGAUUGAAGCAAAAGUUGUUACCUUCACUCCAAGACGCCCGAACGUGAACACUAAUCCCAUGCCAACACAUGGAGGUGCUUCCGUCAGUGCCAUAGAGGAGAGUGAUCAAGGAGAACUGAUUCUUAAGGUUGAAGAGAUUCAAACCCCUAUCACCAUGAUAGGGGCACAACUGCUAAAAAGUGGUCUAGUCUCAGAGGAGCUAGUCAAUGAUGAGAAUGACAAAGGGUUGAGGAAUUUUAUACAACAAAUGCUGGAUCGAGGCGAGUUACAGAUCAGUCGCCGUGCUAAGAACAAAGAAGAGAAAGAGAUAGCCGUUGUGGUGGAUAUCCUUUACGAUGAAGUUAACGUGGACAUCCCUUUUGAUAAGGUUAACGUGGACAUCCCUUUUGAUAAGGUUAACGUGGACAUCCCUUUCGAUGAGGUUAACGUGGACAUCCCUUUCGAUGAGGUUAAUGUGGCCAUCCCUUAUGAUGAGGUUAAUGUGGAAAUCCCCAUAAACCCCUUGGUGAUAGAGUUUCCAGCGCCGUUCGCAUAUGAGGAUGAGAAGGCGGUACCAUGGAUAUAUCAGCCCAGAGCUUUUAAGCAAGGGCAGGAAGACCAACCUGUGGUAAUCAACGAACCAAAUGUUACCUCAAUUGUGGGGCCAGCCGGCAUAACGCGUAGUGGCCGAGUGUUUGCACCAAGGGCUGUUGAUGCUUCUACAAAAGCCAAAGGGAAAGAAAUUGCUACUCCUGUCCAAAUUCCUGUCCCUAGUCGAGAAAUGCAAGACAUGCAUCUGUCGCCUAAAGCUGCGGUCACUCGAGAGGAGGCUGAGGAAUUUUUAAGGAUAAUCAAGAAAAGUGAUUAUAAAGUGGUAGAUCAGUUGAAUCAGACACCUUCGAAAAUCUCCAUGCUAUCUCUGUUGCUCAACUCAGAAGCACACAGGAAUUCAUUAUUGAAAGUGUUAAGCGCAACACAUAUCACGAAAGACAUAACAACAGAACAGUUUGACGAUGUGAUAGCUUGUGUAACCACUGGAAAUUUUUUGGGGUUUAAUGAUGAUGAGUUGCCAGUUGAGGGAAAGAACCAUAACAAGGCCCUACAUAUCUCCUUGAAAUGCAUUGACACUAUACUAUCAAGGGUAUUAGUAGACACAGGUUCCUCACUGAACGUCAUGCCAAAAACCACGUUGAUAAAGCUGCCGAUGGAAGGGAUGAAUAUGAAGCCCAGCACCCUAAUUGUGAAAGCAUUCGAUGGCUCAAGACGAGCAGUGAUAGGAGAGGUUGACCUACCAAUCAAAAUAGGCCCAACUUUCUUCAAUAUCACAUUCCAGGUUAUGGACAUACAUCCCGGUUAUAGCUGCUUACUUGGGAGACCAUGGAUCCACUCUGCAGGUGCCGUCACCUCCACUUUACACCAAAAGCUAAAAUUCAUUACCGAUGACAAGAUGAUUGUGAUUGGAGGGGAGGAGGAUAUCUUGGUUAGCCACUUAACAUCUUUCCGAUAUAUCGAAGUGGAUGGCGAGAUAACCGAGACACCAUUCCAGUCCUUGGAAGUGGUAAAUAUGAUGGCUGUCCAAAAGACAUUGGAGACUCCGAAGUCAGGACCGUCCAUGGCCUCGUGGCAAGGAGCUAAGGCUGUGAUAGAAAGUGAAAACACUCAAGACUGGGGCAAAGUGGUGGAAGUGAACCAGAAGCGAGACAAGUUUGGGUUAGGGUAUGACCCGUCGUCGAUUGAAGCUAGUAACCACCACGAUGGAGAGCAGAUUCCUCCUGUAAAAGAAACGUUCAUCAGCGCUGGCCACAUUUUUGGAAAUCAGGUAGCCAUGAUCAAUGUUGAAGAUCAUGAGGAAGGAGCGUCUAGCUGGAUACGACAAGUCGCGCCUAAUGAAGAACUGACAAACUGGAAGGCUGUUGAAGUCCCUCAAAUUUUUCAAAAGUAA
Lathyrus oleraceus (garden pea) is the source of this 3231-nucleotide messenger RNA. RefSeq lists its product as uncharacterized. The transcript has 2 exons. Bases 1 to 3231 code for a protein of 1076 amino acids. Gene Ontology annotation, molecular function: aspartic-type endopeptidase activity. Gene Ontology annotation, biological process: proteolysis. The record is from RefSeq and is a predicted model, not a curated record. Lineage: Eukaryota; Viridiplantae; Streptophyta; Magnoliopsida; Fabales; Fabaceae.